Triticum turgidum subsp. durum (durum wheat) is the source of this 1242-nucleotide messenger RNA. The record is from the annotation of a GenBank genome assembly. Lineage: Eukaryota; Viridiplantae; Streptophyta; Magnoliopsida; Poales; Poaceae.
AUGAAGCAGCUCCACCGCCAGCCCAGCCUCAGCAAGCAGCACCGCCCGCACCACCGCGCCUCCCUCUCCCGCUCCCUCGCCUCCUACCUCCUCCGCGAGCACCGCCUCCUCUUCGUCCUCCUCGGCUUCCUCCUCGCCUCCUCCUUCUUCCUCCUCUACCCCGCCCUCGCCCCGCACCCUAUCUCCCUCUCCUCCGCCGCAUACGCUGCCACCGCCACUUCUGCCAUCAGAAACCCCCGCGUCUUCUCCUUCUCCACCGCCAACGCGUCGCCGCGCCGCCUCCCCGUCGGCGUCCGCAAAAAGCCCCUGCGGGUGGUCGUCACCGGCGGCGCCGGCUUCGUCGGCAGCCACCUCGUGGACAAGCUCCUCGCCCGCGGGGACAGCGUCAUCGUCGUCGACAACUUCUUCACGGGCCGCAAGGAAAACGUCGCGCACCACCUCGCCAACCCUCGCUUCGAGCUCAUCCGCCACGAUGUCGUCGAGCCCAUCCUCCUCGAGGUCGACCAGAUCUACCACCUCGCCUGCCCCGCCUCCCCCGUCCACUACAAAUUCAACCCAAUCAAGACCAUCAAGACAAAUGUGAUGGGGACGUUGAACAUGCUGGGACUGGCGAAGAGGGUCGGUGCCCGGUUCUUGCUCACCAGUACCAGUGAGGUGUAUGGUGAUCCUCUAGAGCAUCCUCAGAAGGAGAGUUACUGGGGCCAUGUCAAUCCCAUAGGUAUAAGGAGUUGUUACGACGAGGGAAAGAGAACAGCAGAAACUCUGACCAUGGAUUACCAUCGUGGUGCUGGCGUUGAGGUUAGAAUUGCUCGCAUAUUCAACACGUACGGCCCUCGUAUGUGUUUAGAUGAUGGCCGGGUUGUUAGCAACUUUGUUGCACAGACUUUGCGAGAGCAGCCAAUGACGGUUUAUGGUGAUGGAAAGCAAACAAGAAGCUUUCAAUAUGUUUCGGAUUUGGUUGAUGGGUUGAUAACUCUGAUGGAAAAUAAGUACAUUGGACCUUUCAACUUGGGAAACCCUGGGGAGUUUACCAUGUUGGAGCUUGCUCAGGUAGUGAAAGAGACAAUUGACCCAAGUGCGCGUGUUGAAUUUAAACCCAACACCGCCGAUGAUCCGCACAUGAGAAAACCUGACAUCUCAAAGGCCAAAUCUCUUCUCAAUUGGGAGCCAAAAGUCUCUCUGAAGCAAGGCCUGCCACGCAUGGUUUCAGACUUCCAGAAACGCAUCUUGGAUGAGAAAUGA